Messenger RNA from Trematomus bernacchii (emerald rockcod), 2959 nucleotides. It is a transcript of the gene gramd1bb, whose product is annotated as GRAM domain containing 1Bb. Gene Ontology annotation, biological process: intracellular sterol transport. Lineage: Eukaryota; Metazoa; Chordata; Actinopteri; Perciformes; Nototheniidae. Gene Ontology annotation, cellular component: plasma membrane; endoplasmic reticulum membrane; endoplasmic reticulum-plasma membrane contact site. The record is from RefSeq and is a predicted model, not a curated record. Gene Ontology annotation, molecular function: sterol transfer activity; sterol binding.
AUGAGUGAGAGCCUGAGACUGCCUUCGCUCCAGGUGAGCGUCCCGAUCGACGACCCGUUGUACUCGGAUAACGGACGCAAUGCAGUGUCUGACGGCUCGAUGCGCUCCAGCUCUUCCACGCCGACGCUCCGACGCAAACGCUUCAAGAUGCGCCGCAUGAGGAACGUUCCCAGCGUUCCCAGCGAGCGGGAGCUGGAGAAAAGCCGACGUCCGGCCGCCAAUCUUCCCCACUCCGGAUCCAAGGAGUACCUGCAGCUGCCGUCCAUCGAGAUCACGCCGUCCAGCGACGAGGACGCCACCUCUCAUUGGUCGAGAUGCUCCACGCCGAGCGCAUCGCCGCGCCGCAAACGCUUCCUGCUGAGGAAGUGGCUGAGUGGCCGGCAGAAGAAGGAGCAAGGCAGCGAGAGCAGCAGCCAGCAGAGCAGCCACGAAGAGGACGCCUCUCGCUUCCUCACCCCUUUAAUCCGGAAGGAGAGGUCUGACAGUGCUCCGGACAAAAUCAGCACUGCCAGUAACUCAAACAAGAGCACCCCCGCCUGCUCGCCUGUGCUGCGGAAACGCUCGCGCUCGCCCACCCCUCACAGCCCGGAGGGAGAGAACAUGGUGGAGAAAGGAUCAGAUCACUCCUCCGACAAAUCCCCCUCCACGCCUGAGACGGCCGUCCAGAGAACAUACUCCCUGCAGUCAGCGAGGAGCGGCGGGAAGAACUCAAAGUCUCACAAGCGACUUUCCAAAUAUGACAGACUAAACCUGAUUAAAAAGAGCCAAAGCUGGUACAACCAUGAAAGACAACACAUCCUGAGAGUGCUGAGUCCGACAUACAAACAGCGCAAUGAGGACUUUAGGAAACUCUUCAAGCAGCUCCCCGACACAGAGAGACUCAUCGUUGAUUACUCCUGUGCUCUGCAGCGGGACAUCCUCCUGCAGGGCCGACUCUACCUCUCAGAGAACUGGAUCUGUUUCUAUAGCAACAUCUUCCGCUGGGAAACACUGCUGACAGUGCGGUUAAAGGACAUCUGCUCGAUGACGAAAGAGAAGACGGCGCGGCUCAUUCCCAACGCCAUCCAGGUGUGCACGGACACGGACAAGCACUUUUUCACCUCGUUUGGCGCCAGGGACCGGACGUACAUGAUGAUGUUCAGACUGUGGCAGAACGCGCUGCUGGACAAGCCGCUCUGCCCCAAAGAGCUCUGGCACUUUGUCCAUCAGUGCUAUGGAAACGAACUGGGACUGACCAGCGACGAUGAAGACUACGUUCCCCCCGACGACGACUUCAACACCAUGGGGUUCAGCGAAGAGAUUCCCAACGAAGAGAACGAGAUCAACAACGACAACAUGUCCAAGAGCAGCGCCGAGGCGAAACCUGAGGGACACAGCCCCACUCUGCAUAAGAAGGUCCUUCCACUCCUCAGCCUCCCCACCAACCACGAUACACCCAUCACAUUCGACCUCCCAGUAGAGGAGUUUGCAGACUGCCUCCCUGACGGGGAUCUCCUGGCUCUUCCUCUGCUGGUGGAGGAGAGGAGCAUCGACCCCUGCCGGCCUGGAGCUCCUGUUCCCUCUCCGUCUCUCGACUUCAACGACAACGAAGACAUCCCCACGGAGCUCAGCGACUCCUCGGAGACUCAUGACGAGGGUGAGGUGCAGGCGUUUCAGGAGGAUCUGAACGGCCGACAGCACAUCAACGAGAUCUACAAGUUCAGCGUGGACAAACUGUACGGCCUCCUCUUCAACGAGUCCUCGUUCAUGGGCGACUUCAUGGAGCAGCGGCGCUUCUCAGCCUGGUGCUGCUAGUGUUCCUCAACAUGAUGCUGUUCUACAAGCUGUGGAUGCUGGAGUACUCCACCCAGUCCCUCACCACAUGGCAAGGUCUGCGGCUGCAUGAGAGUAAACUCCCUCAGACCCAGAUGGAGUGGGCUCAGCUCCUGGAGGCGCAGCAGCGUUUCCACGACUCGGAGCUGCAGAAGUGGAGAGAAGUCAUCAAAUCAUCCGUAGUGCUGCUGGACCAGAUGAAGGACUCCUUGCUGAACCUGCAGAGAGGCAUCGGUCUACAGGACUUCAGCUCCGAGGCGGAGGAGAAGAGAAGUCGAUACCACUGACCGACCCACCAGGCCAUGAGGCGUGCUGUGCAAUAUACUGUAGGACCUGUGUGUUUGUGUGCAGGCAGCAGAGAGGACGAGGGGGCGGGACCAACGGGGAGCUGGUCCAAUCGAAACAAAGCGAGGAUCAGUCGUCUCCAGCGCACAGGAGGAGGAAAUCUCAGACAGGAUGUGCUCCUCCUAUCACACGUAGGAACUGAGGCGUCACCCAACAACACUGAGGCAUUGUGGGAAAGUCUCUACACCUGUGGGAUAAACAGUUUUUACCUCUCUUAUUUCCAAGUGCAUCCUACUGUAAGCCAUGUGGAGCAGAGAGGAAGAGGGACAACUUCUGCAUGCAUUUAGACAACAUAGCUCCCCUCAGUGUCCGUGUGGUCCAGUUCCAGUCUGUGUGUCAAACAAAAAGAAGAACAGAAGACUUAACGACGCUCUCUAGACUGUUCCAAACCCACCGUCGCCCUACAGGUCCUCGCUGCAGAAUCCCUUCAUUCACCUCCAUGUGAUCAGAGGACAGUAUUUGUCCACAACCAAAAAGGAAGAGAAGGUUGUGAGCUUCUCCAUCAGUCCCUGUUGCCUUGUCUUAGUCUCCGUCGGGGCUGGAUCCCUGUCAGACUGUUGGAAUAUUUAUAAAGACUGAGACCUAAAGCCAGUACUUUUAACACAAUCAGUGCCCCAGUGUUAGCCACCGCUCAUUAUCCUCCUCCUUCUAAUGAAGCAGAAUGUAUUAUCCUGGACUAAGAGGCCAGACGCUGAUCAAUACUUAUUGAUUUUUCAAAAAAGGGGGUGCUGCAGCAAGACCAAUAGGGAGACCUGUGUUCCUACAUGUUUUAUUACUAAACUGUGACUAUAUCUCUUUGAAA